Molecule: messenger RNA, 4039 nt
Organism: Clarias gariepinus (North African catfish)
Lineage: Eukaryota; Metazoa; Chordata; Actinopteri; Siluriformes; Clariidae
Gene: chrd
Product: chordin
Exons: 20
Coding region: 249-3113 (954 amino acids)
Biological process (GO): multicellular organism development
Molecular function (GO): protein binding
Source: RefSeq, a predicted model, not a curated record
GAAGCUUUUGAGCUCUUCACUGUUUUACAGCGUUUUUGGUUUUAUUCGGUUUUAGCUCAGACACACACACACACACUCACACACACAACUUUUAUAUAUCUUCAAUCUCUAUAGUUUUAGUGCAGGUUGUUUGAGAGCACCGAGAGGAAGAGGAAGAUUUAUUCUCUCAGUAAGUUCUUCUCUCCCUCUCUCUCUCUCUCUCUCUCUCUGUGCUUUAACCGACUAACGGAGGAGGAGGCGACGGCAGGAUGGAGAGUGUGCGCGUGCUGCUUGCCGCCGUGCUGUCGGUGCUGCUGAGCUGCGCGCGCUUACCGUCGGCGGAGGCCUCGCGCAUGAAGUCCGGGGCGCCGCUGCCCAUCCAGCCCGAGAGAGAGCUGGUACCGUCCAAAGGAGUGUCCGGAUGCUCAUUCGGAGGAAGGUUCUACUCUCUGGAGGACACGUGGCAUCCUGACCUCGGCGAUCCUUUUGGUGUGAUGCACUGCGUCAUGUGUCAUUGUGAAACGCAGAAGAGUCGACGUGGAAAAGUCUUCGGUAAAGUGAGCUGUAAGAACAUAAAGCAGGACUGUCCCGAACCUAACUGUGACGAACCGGUCCUGCUGCCUGGACACUGCUGUAAAACAUGUCCUAAAGGCGAAUCAGACAGGAAGUCCACUGAGACGCUCUUCGACGGUUUUGAGUUUUUCCAGGAGAAAGACGACGACCUGCACAAGUCCUACAACGACAGAUCUUAUCUCAGUUCCGAGCACUUGAGCGGGGGAGACAGCAAGACAGAUUUCGUGGCGCUGUUGACCGGCGUGACCGACUCGUGGUUACCGAGUUCCAGUGGAGUCGCACGAGCUCGCUUCACUCUGACCAGGACCAACCUUGCCUUCUCCAUCACAUAUCAGAGGAUGAACCGGCCGAGUGUCAUUCUGUUUCUCGACUCGGAGGGAAACACAGCGUUUGAGUUCAGAGUCCCACGAGGCGACUCAGACAUGAUCUGUGGUGUCUGGAGGAACCUGCCCAAGUCUCACAUGCGGCAGCUUCAGGACGAGCAUCUGCGCGUGUCCAUGAUGGUGACGGACGGCAGGCGAGACGAGAUUCAGGGCAAAAUCAUCAAACACAGGGCUCUGUUCGCAGAGACGUUCAGUGCCACGCUGACCUCGGAGGAGGAGAACUCUGGGAUGGGAGGAAUCGCCAUGGCAACCCUGAGUGACACAGAGAACAACCUGCACUUCGUCCUGCUCCUGAGGGGCGUCGCCCAGGCUGCAGAGAGCGCGACGGCUCUCGUGCCCGUCCGCGUCAGACUGCAGUAUCGACAGCACACGCUGCGAGAGAUCCAUGCUAACGUCACUGCUAAUGAUGCCGACUUCGCUGAGGUUCUCUCAGACCUGAACAGUCGCGAGCUCUUCUGGCUUUCACGCGGACAGCUGCAGAUCGUCGUGGAAACACAGGGUCGUGACCCCAUGCACAUCUCGGGCUACAUCACCGGCAAGAGAUCAUGUGACACACUACAGAGUGUGAUGUCCAGUGGUGACGCUUUGACCCCUGGAAAAACGGGCGGAGUCGGGUCAGCUGUCUUUCAACUCCAUGACAACGGCACGCUUGACUACCAGGUCCAGGUGGAGGGCGUGUCCAGCGCUGUGGUGGGCGUGACCAUCGAGAUGAAGCCGCGGAGACGGAGCAAGCGCAGCGUGUUGUACGAUGUGACGGGCGAGUUUGUGGCGAGCGGGCGUGGCGGGCGGGCCGUCGGGGCGUACGGACGCAUGGAGGCGCGGCACAUUCACAUGCUCCUGCAGAACGAACUGUUCAUCAACAUCGGGACGACGGAGAACCCUGAGGGAGAACUGCGGGGACAGAUCCGCACGCUGCUGUACAACGGCCUGGAGUCGCACCGGCAUGAGCUGCCGUUUCCUCUGGCUGGAGAGUUCGUGUCUCCGCCUGUGAGGACAGGUGCAGGUGGACACGCCUGGGUGACGGUGGAUAAACACUGCCACCUGCACUAUGAGAUCGUAGUGAACGGGUUGGGGAAAGGCGACGAGGCCACGAUGAACGCUCACCUGCACGGCCUGGCCGAGAUCGGAGAGAUGGACGAGUCAGCGCACGCCGGCCCCAAACGCCUCCUCACCGGAUUCUACGGAGAACAGGCUCAGGGGGUUUUAAAGGAUCUAAGUGUUGAAUUGUUGCAGCAUUUAGACAAAGGCACUGCGUUCAUCCAAGUCAGCACCAAGCUCAAUCCUCGGGGGGAGAUUCGAGGCCGAAUCCACGUCCCGAACAGCUGUGAGCACGGCUCCCGGGCCGAGGCCGUGGUGGACGAGGCGGAGUUUGACGACGUUGUGUUCGUCCGCGACCCCGAAGCGUUUAAGAAAGACCCGCUGGCGUGUUUCUUCGAGGGCGAACGUCACGCUCACGGCUCCCGCUGGACGCCGCAUUACAACUUCUGCUUCACCUGCACGUGCCAGAAGAAGACGGUGAUCUGUGACCCGGUCAUGUGUCCCGCCCUGACGUGUCCUCACACCUACCAGCCCGAGGACAAGUGCUGCCCCGAGUGUGACGAGAGAAAAGUACCGAAGGAGAUCACAUCUGUGGAGAAAGUCGAGGAGAAUCCAGAAGGUUGUUAUUUCGAAGGCGAUCAGAAGAUGCACGCCCCUGGCACCGUGUGGCACCCGUUCGUGCCGCCCUUCGGCUACAUCAAGUGCGCCGUGUGCACCUGCAAGGGCUCUACAGGAGAAGUGCACUGCGAGAAAGUCACCUGCCCGCCGCUCACCUGCAGCCGACCGAUCAGACGCAACCCCUCGGACUGCUGUAAGGAGUGUCCGGCUGAGGACACGCCCCUGCUGGAGGAGGGUGAGAUGAUGCAGGGGGACGGGCCGCGACACUGCAAGUUCGGGAAAAACUACUACCAGAACAGCGAGAACUGGCACCCUCGCGUGCCGCUGGUCGGGGAGAUGAAGUGCAUCACGUGCUGGUGUGACCACGGAGUCACAAAGUGUCAGAGGAAACAGUGUCCACUACUGAGCUGCAGCAACAUUACACGGAGAGAGGGAAAGUGCUGCCCUGAGUGUGCAGAUGAUUUCACCAAAGAAGAAGAAAUGAUGAAGAUGGAAGAGAAAAAGAAGAGCUGGAGGCACUGAGAUCCUGCACAUUCUGUCCUCAUCCCCAUCCGUCCAUCUGUCCGUCCUCCCAUCCGUCCGUCCGUCUGUCUGUCCAUCCCGCUCUGGAGCGGGCCGCUGGCGAACUGUUCGAGAAGUGACAGAAACAUAAGCGGAGAAAGAGAGAAAGGAAAAACAUGGAAAUAAACAAGCAAGUGAGGCAGAAAAAAGAGCCUUUGAGGAAAACAAAUGUUGAAAGACAUGGAACAAAAGGAAAGAAGGAGAAACAGGACCAAGCCGCUGCGCUGGAGAAAAUUCCUUCGUGACUGACUUUUAAAAAAAUGAAUGCUUUUUUUUUUUUUUUUUGCUUUCGUUUUGUACUUUUUCUUUUUGGACUUUUGGAGCAAACUUCAGUCAAACAGACACACAUGCUUUACAUUUUCUUGACGAUGGGUGGUACGAUGGUGUGUGUGCAUGUGUGUGUGUGUGUGUGUGUGUGUGUGUGUGUGUGUGUGUGUGUGAGAGCAUGCUUGUGUGUUAAAUUGGCGAGGUGCAGGCAGCCAUAAACUCAUUGGGUGGCAAUGAGUGAAUGUAAAAAACACACAUGCGGCCACACACACACACACACACACACAUUCCAAUACACACCACAAUUAACAAGUACAGCAUCACUUUGUGUUUCUCCAGUGCUUCUCAUCUUUAUCCUAUUUGACUUUGCAAAUCUCAGUCCCAUCUCAGCCAAUAAGCCGUGCCAUCUCGUUCUGUAACGCAGCCCCUGAUUGGAGGUUUUGCUCCUCGAGUGAAAAGGAUUGACUAAUUAAUGGGCGGAGCUCCGACUUUGCCUCCGCCUGUUCGUGUUGCACCUGAUGUCAUUACAUGUCUGUUUUGUUUUUUAACCCUUUUGUGUAAUAUUUUAUAAUUAUUUGCUGUCUGAUUAUUAUGAUGAAUAUUGUAUUUCGUAUUUAUUA